Molecule: messenger RNA, 1026 nt
Organism: Solanum dulcamara
Lineage: Eukaryota; Viridiplantae; Streptophyta; Magnoliopsida; Solanales; Solanaceae
Product: protein VACUOLELESS GAMETOPHYTES-like
Exons: 1
Coding region: 73-876 (267 amino acids)
Source: RefSeq, a predicted model, not a curated record
UCACCAAUAUAUAUCCAUUAUAUUGCACAAACCCCUUAUUCAAACAAUAAAAUUACAAAGGAAAAAAAAUCAAUGGGAAGACAGAACCGGAGUACAAAUGCGGCACCUCAAGGAAAAGAACACUUCAGUCAUUCCCACAUCUUGAAACUAAUUGUCAAUGAUCCAACUGAAACUGAAACACUACUCACUUGCAAUGCUUGUGAGCAACCAAACAAUAGCAACAAGCCUUUCUACGGCUGCAACACCUGCCAAUAUUUCCUCCACGAAAACUGCUUCAAUGCUCCGCGUUUUCUCAAUCACCCGUCUCAUCCUUCCCAUCCAUUGACCCUUCUCCCAAUUGCGACUUACUCAAGUCGUUCCUAUACUUGCAAGGCUUGUGACUCUGCUGGUAAUGGUUUUUGCUUUAGCUGUGCUUGUUGUGAAUUUGAUAUUCACUUGCAAUGUGCAUCUUGCCCUAGCUCGAUACUUGUUGAUAAACACGCGCAUCAAUUGGAGCUCCACUUCGGUUCUCCUUACGAAGACAAGGAUAUCGAUUAUGUUUGCGAUAUCUGCACUGAAAUAAUGAACAAGGACGACUGGCUGUACUAUUGCGCUGCUUGUGAUUUCGCGUCACACUUGCAAUGUGCGAUAAUUAGUCCUGAAGUCAGUGUUUUCCCCAAACAGCAGCGUCCAAUUCCAAAUUCAAAUACAAAUCCAAAUCCAAAUCCAAACCCGACCCCAAAUAGAAAUCCAAAUGCAACACUGGAGAUGAUAAAUUCAGCAAAUGAAGCUCAUGAACAGAUAAUGGCAGCUCAAAUUAGUGCUCAGAUUGCAGCACGAGGAAGAGAGGCUUGUCUGGACUUGAUAGCACCACGAAGACGAUACAGUUACUAUUAACUCGAUCGUCCUGAUAACAAAAUUGUUAAAGCUCAAAUUAUGCCUUAUAUUGUGAUUUCUGUUUUUUAAUUGCAAAAUAAAUGUUUUUGUCUGUUAUUUCUCUUCAAAAUCAAAUGUUAGUACUAUUAAUACCUAUUUCCAAUUAUAUCA